Messenger RNA from Zingiber officinale, 2073 nucleotides. RefSeq names its product inactive LRR receptor-like serine/threonine-protein kinase BIR2. Gene Ontology annotation, molecular function: ATP binding; protein binding; protein kinase activity. Lineage: Eukaryota; Viridiplantae; Streptophyta; Magnoliopsida; Zingiberales; Zingiberaceae. The transcript has a single exon. Gene Ontology annotation, biological process: protein phosphorylation. The record is from RefSeq and is a predicted model, not a curated record. The coding region runs from base 157 to 1971 and encodes 604 amino acids.
CCAAAGUCAUUUACUUCUGGUCAAAGUUGCCGUCUUCCAAGUUGCUGCAAGUUGGAUUCAAAGUCAACUCCGUCGGCCACUUCUUCUGUUUGUGCAAAGAUCGUCUUCCUCAAUCUUCUUCGCUUUGUCUUCUACCUCCUCCUAAUUCCGAUCUCCAUGGCGACCUUCUUGCCAUGCCUGCUGCUUCCCCUGCUGCUCCUGCUGCCUCCGACGACGACGGCGCAAGAGGACGACGUGCGGUGCCUUCGCGCAGUUAAGGCGUCGCUCGAUGCCGGCGACUCCCUCAGGUGGAACUUCACCAACGCCACCGCGGGCCCGGGAUACGUCUGCAACUUCGUCGGAGUCUCCUGCUGGAACGGCCAAGAGAACCGCGUCUUAGGGCUCAAUCUUAUGAGUAUGUCCCUCGCCGGAUCCAUCCCCUCCGAUCUCCGCUUCUGCGCCGCCGCUAACAACCUCGAUCUCUCUUCCAACGCCCUUUCCGGCCCCAUCCCCUCCCAGAUCUGCUCCUGGCUGCCUUACCUGGUCAGCCUCGACCUGUCGAACAACCAGUUCAACGGCACCAUCCCGCCGGAUCUUUCCCGUUGCCGCUAUCUCAACACCCUCAGCCUCGCCGGCAACCAGCUCCGGGGUGAGAUUCCUCCGUCUCUCGUGCAGCUUUCCAGGCUCAUUCAGCUCGAUCUCUCCGGGAAUCGCCUCUCCGGUCCAAUCCCUGCCUCGCUCGGUGAAAGAUUCGCUUCCUCCUCUUUCAACGGCAACGACGGCCUUUGCGGCCGUCCUGUUUCCUCCCGCUGCGGCCGUUCGCGCACGAGGACCAGAAUGAUCAUCAUCGUAGCUGCCGGCGUGUUCGGCGCCGCCGCCUCCCUCUUCCUCGCUUAUCUGAUUUGGCGGUUCUGGUCACCGACUGGAAAACGCGCGGAUCCCAGGGACAGCAGGCGGUGGGCCGAGCGGCUCCGGACGCAUCACCACCGGCUCACGCCGGUCUCCCUGUUCCAGAAUCCCAUCAAGAAGGUCAAGUUCGGCGACCUGCUGUCCGCCACCUCGGAUUUCCACCGGAGCAACAUCAUCACCGCCGGAAGCUCGCGGGCGGGGACCUCCUACAAGGCCGUGCUCCCAGACGGCUCCGCGCUCACCGUAAAGCGGCUAAAUACCUGCACGGUGCCGGAGAAUCAGUUCCGUGAGGAAAUGGGGCGCCUUGGGCAGCUCCGCCACCCCAACCUUGUUCCCCUCCUCGGCUUCUGCCUCAUAGAGGACGAAAGGCUUCUCAUUUACAAGCACAUGCCGAGCGGCGCGCUCGCCUCAGCCCUCGAAUCGGCCGACGCCGCGCUUGACUGGCCGGCGAGGGUCCGGAUAGCGGUCGGCGCUGCGGGCGGCCUCGCCUGGCUCCACCACGGCUUCCGGAUCCCCCUCCUCCUCCAAAACCUGAGCUCGAAGAGCAUCCUCCUCGACGAGGACUACGAGGCGAGGAUCACGGACUUCGGCAUCGCGCGGCUGCUAAGAACGCCGACCUCCGAUGUCCAGAACACAAGCCAAUUCUUGAACGGAGAAUUCGGGGAGUUCGGCUACACCGCGCCGGAGUACGCCACCAACCCGGACCCGACCACCAAGGGCGACGUGUUCGCAUUCGGGGUCAUUCUCAUGGAGCUUGCCACCGGGAAGAAGGCCACCGAACUUGACGCAGCAGGGGAAGGGUCCAAGGGGACUUUACUGGACUGGGUGAAUCUGCUUUCGGCAGACGGCAAGAUCAAAGAGGCAAUCGAUCCUUCCCUUGUCGGUAAGGGAAAGGACGACGAGAUAAUGCAGGUCCUGAAGAUCGCUUCAGCUUGCGUGGCUCCGCAGCCCAAGGAACGGCCUUCCAUGCACAGGGUGUUCGAGAACUUGAAGGCCGUGGGGGAGCCCUACAAUUGCUCGGAGCAGCUGCUCGAUGAAUUCCCUCUGGUUUAUCGAAAAGAUGAAUCGAACAAUUGGAUCUAGUUCGUAAAGCGGCGAUUGGAAGAGGCUGAUCGACAUGUUUAAGCAAAUUGAUUGUUUUUGUAUUACAAUAAGCAUCAUUUAUACAGAAAUUUCUAUUUUAUA